AUUGAGCGUCGCUCCUCCACUGGCAGAUCUUCCUCUUCUUAUUCUUCUUAGCGUACACUUUUUGCAUUGACGUUGACUUUUGCUUCAUUUACACACACCAUCUCCUGGACAAGGUUUUCUUCGUGAAAACUCCUCACUUGUAGUAUUUCUCAUCAUAAACUAGUCCUCCGCGGAAGAAUCUGCCUUAAAAAUAUAUAUCUCCACUCAAACCAGAAGAGCAGCGGAUGAUGAUGAUGGAAAUGAGGCAACAUCACGUUUGAUUUUGGAGUUUGUUUUUUUUUGCUGUUAUUUGUUGUUGCAAGCAUCUUCAGAGGAGAGAAAGCUGCCUGCUAGCAGAAGCGGACAUUUGUGAGACACCGCAGACACCAUGCUCUCCUCGGACGAGCCGCUGGACCUGAAGGUUCCCUCUGGGAGGACGCACUGUCCCCUCAGACUGGGGAAGAGGACUUCAUCUUCCAUCUGUGCACCCCUCAGUGCCACACGUCCUCGUCUUAUUUACACCACCUUCCCUUCCCCGCCGUCCUCCCCAGAUUCCCAGUCCCCCUCUCACGAGCGACCCGGGUCCUGCUUCACGCCCCCAGCCAUGGACCUCCGCCUGUCCCCUUCCUCUCGACACACGUCUUCCCUGUCCCCUUCUCCCUCCUCCCCGCCCCCCUCGUCCCCUCUGUCCCCUGUGGAGUCCCCCCACAGCAUCAGCAGCAUCAGCAGCAGCCCUCGACCACACCCUCUCUUACGGGAAGCAGCACAUCAUCGUCACAGAGGAAUGGAUGGCGAUGCUUCACCUCAGCCUUAUCCUUUCUAUCUUCCCAUUGCGAGCCCACCGGCAGGGUACAGCUUUCCUUCCUCCUUGCUUAUUGGUCAAAAGAGAGAGAAGCAAGUUUCACCUGAGCCCUCACUGGAUGCUCAGCUCACCUGCCGCUGGAUGAAGUGCCACCUGCUGUUUGAGUCACUGCAGGACCUGGUGGACCACAUCAAUGACUCCCAUGUAAAGCCAGAAAAAGAUUCUGGUUAUUGCUGCAAGUGGGAGGGCUGUGCUCGCAAUGGGCGGGGGUUCAACGCCAGGUAUAAAAUGCUGAUCCACAUCCGCACACACACCAAUGAGAAGCCCCAUCAUUGUCCCACCUGUAAUAAGAGUUUCUCCCGCCUGGAGAACCUGAAGAUCCAUACCCGCUCGCACACAGGAGAGAAACCCUACAUCUGCCCGUAUGAGGGCUGCAGCAAGCGAUACUCCAACUCCAGUGACCGCUUCAAGCACACCCGUACGCACUAUGUGGACAAGCCCUACUGCUGCAAGAUGGCAGGCUGCCUGAAGCGCUACACUGAUCCCAGCUCGCUACGCAAACACAUCAAAGCCCAUGGGCAUUUUGUGAGUCAAGAGCAGAGCGCCCCCAGCAGGCCGGGGAUGGGGGGUCCUCAUGGUGGUCAGGGUGCUGUGGACCUUCCCUCCACAGGGAGAGGGCAGAUCACUGCCCCAGGGGCGACCGCGGCAGCUCUCCUGGGGGGCCUGGGGACAUCGCUGCCUCUAUCGGCACUGUGCCACCCCCGAGCCCCGCUCUUCUCCGUGGGAGGAAGAGGAGCUCUGGGCCCGCUCGGACUUGCAGACUCACCUCUUUUUCACUUUGGACUUUCGGCGGCGUCCAUAUUGGGUUUGGGCUCUCUGGGAAGGGUGGGGCGCACGGGAGGCCAGGGGGCAGACGGUGAGGAUGAUGAGGGAGGGGCAGAGAGGAAGAGAGAGGGGGAGAUUUUGAACCUGUCUGCAGUGGUGGGGCCAGGACGGAGGGAUUCUCUGUCUUGGGUGGUUGUCCCGCCUAGGGCACUUCUGCUUAAACCAGCUGUGGUCAGCUAGGGCGGGCCCUCAGGGAUGGUCUUAAGUGGUAUAUUUUAUAAGAUACAGUCGUCCCUCACCCAUCACGUUUUUUUUCAAAAAUUAAUUCAUAAAUGAUCGCUGUUUCGUGGUUGAGUAUGGCCCAUUAUUAGUCAAAAAUAUUGAAACACAAAUUAUAUGUAGUAUUCUGGCCACAAGUCGUCAGUAAUGACAACACAUUCAUGAGACAUGACGUCACAUCACAUUGCACGUCCGACAUGAUGUGAAAAAAGUUCCCCUCCAAUGUUGAGUGGAAGUGGUAAGUUUUUGGCUUUCUACCUUUUUAUAAUCUUUGUCCUGUAGCCUGUGCAGUAGCAAUGUGGUGUAAACAAAGAAUAAUAGGAGUGUAAAGGUGACAAAACGGGUGUUAUUUCAUGUCUGCAGGGCUCUAAUUAUAGUAAAAAACCUACUUAGAAAGUCAUAAACAGGUUUUCUAUGCUCUAUGAAAAUAUUCAAUUUAUUAAUAUUGAGUACUACUUCGCGGUAAUUCACUCAACGUGGUCGGGUCUGGAACCAAUUAACCACGAUCGAGGGACGACUAUACUUUUAUUUUCAACCCACAGGGGGCAGUAAUGAUCGUUCCAAGUUAAAACAGGUAUUAAUUCAUUUUCAGUUGGCAUUGAAUCGCCCCAAAAUAUUUCACUGGCUUGCAAUUUUUAACAUUUUAAUGUAAAGUGUGGCAGGUGUCACCAUCCAAAGUGACAAAGGUCAUGAAUAAGUCAUAAAUGGCAAAUAUAGUGACGUUUGCUGAACGUGUAUGUAUCUGAAUAGCCUCUGUUAAGGGUCAAAGGGCACAGCAAAGACACAAACAACACAAGCCAGUCAGUUGUUGCAGUUGAGGUGUUAAAAUUUGCACUUUAGAAACAUAAAUCUCCUUGAUUUUGUCUCCUAUGUACAUGAAUGUGUUGAAGCAGACAAUCAAAAAGCAAUUGGAGCUAUGACGUCAGGUUCUAUAUUGUUUGACAAACCCCACAGAUGCUUUCACUCACCUAUAUUCUUUGUUUUUUAUUAUCCGUAAAGGAAUAUGGCAGAAAAAGCACAAUUGGGUGCAACAAGGAAAACAUAACAUAACAAUAAUUUAAUGUAUCAUAUGAAUGACUAAACUGUAGUAGACUAUUAGGCUCUACUUAGGGUGAAUCUAUCUAUCAGGAACAGCAAGUAUAUAAAAAUGCUUUCAACAAAGGUUUUGAUGCAGCAACAAAUGGACAAAUGUAUUGGUACACACCUGGUUAGCCUUAUCUUAGCAAGACAUUUUGUAUGCGUGGGUGAGUUUGGUGUGGAAGAACUUCACCUCUGGAUGACUAGAUGAUUGAACACUUUUGGGGUCAACAUCAGUGACCUCUGAUCUAAAAAAUGCACAUAAUGCACAAAAACAUUUGUGAAAAGUCCAUAUUUUGUUGCAUUUUUAUUUCCUGUUCGUGUAAUAGCCAGGUGUCCCAGUACAUUCGUCCAUAUUAUGUAUUUAUGUGAGUUUAAAGGUCCCCUAUUAUGCUAAAUGGACUUUAAUGCUAUACAGUAGUAUGUGUCCCUCGAGCCUGUUUAUGAUUACCAAACCUGAGAUCUAUCAUCUCCUUCACUUGUGUGCUCCACUGUUGAGAGAAGAGGCGCUCAAACGCUCGCUAUGAAAGUACCGUGUUUUCACGACGUCAUGGCACUCCGUGUAUACACCCACCACUUUGUGGGGGACAGCUUUGUAAAAAAAAACUAACAAAAAAGGCUUCGCUACACAUCUUAAAAUAAUGCCCUGCCAACUAUCCAUCGGCCAGCCACAGACGUGGGGGCUGUAAGACCAUUGUGUUUUUCUUCAGCAAAUGUUGUUGUUCAAAUGUGACUGUAAUGUUAGCAUUGUAGCGCACAUAGCUAUGCUAACGUUUGUGUCCUCCUGCCCCACUCCUUAUGUUGCGUUGUUGUAUGUGAUAUAUGACAUCUACAGUCAUGGAAAAAACGAUUAGAGCACCCUUGCUUCUUCGGUUUCUUGUUCAUUUGAAUGCCUGAUACAACUAAAGGUACCUUUGUUUGACAAAUUUUACAAUAGCUAAUAAGAGUUACAUUUUUUGGCAGUACAAUGCUAUAGCUAUUCAUAUAAGAACUGAAGUGAUUUUGGUUAUUAUCAAGAAAACCAUGGAAGUUGCUAGAUAUCAGCUCUUAAAUGAAACUCUUAUGAGCUAUAUUUGUUAUCAUCCUUAUAUUUGUCCAAACAAAUGUACCUUUAGUUGUACCAGGCAUUAAAAUGUGUCAAUAUACUGAAGAAACAAGGGCAGUCUAAUGAUUUGUUCCAUGACUGUAUUACGUUAUCAUUUAUUAAUUAACAAGUGCAGUGUUACAGUGUACAGUCGCCACAUUGCGGUUCAAAUUUCGCGGCUUCACUCUAUCACGGUUUUUCAAACAUACUAAUUAAUAAAUCAUGCUGUUUCGUCGUUGAAUCUGGCCUAUUAUUAGUGAAAAAAUAUGCAUAUUGAAGCAAAAGUCAUGUAUAUUUUAACCAAAUUAAGCAUUGUCAAGCAUAAAAAUUGCAAAAUGAACUAAAAUACAAAUACAAGGAAUUAAGAAGCCGCAUUAGAAUUGUGAAUGUAGUAAUCCACAUUGAUCACCAGUUGUCAGUAAUUGUUUGGUGAGACAAGCACCAGACUUGAUCACCGGAACAACAGGCUUUUAUUGCAGGUUAAAAUGACCUCAAAACAAUGACAAUAACAUAAUAACAACAACACAGGCUACUGUUGUGGCCAUAAUCCAGCUAAAACUCAACUUUCAACCCACAGCAUCACUUCUUGUCUACACGGCCAUUAGAUUAGAUUAGAUUAGAUUGUACUUUAUUAAUCCCACAGCGGGGAAAUUCGCUUGUUACAGCAGCAAGCAGUAUACGCAAGUAAGGAAUACAGAAAUAAGAUCAGAUAAAUAGGUAUAAAAGAUAUAAAAAGUCCUUAAUUCACAAGAAAUAAAAAUGACCCUGUUAUAAACAGUACUGUAAUGUAAACAUUAAGCGAGAUAAAAAUAAUACAAUGUAAGUAACCAAUACUAUAAGUACAGUCACAGAGGAUUGUAAAGUGAGCUAGUGACUACAACAUGAUUCAGGUGUUGCAGGUGUUGUAGAGCCUGACGUAAAGCAUUUAUUGCAACACAAACGAAAAUGGCUGUUUCUCUGAUUAUGCCUACUAUAUUGAGAAAUACAAAGGUAAGGUGACUCACUGUAUACUGUAUGGGUGUUAUUUCAUGUCUAGAGCGCUCUAAUAAUUUAAAAAACCAUACAGUAUUUAGAAGAUCGUGAACAGGUUUUCUAUGCUCUUAACUACGAAAAUACUGUAUACCAUUUAUAAAUAAGGAAUUCGACUUUGCGAAAUUUACUCAAUUAACUGUAAUAAACGAGGGAUAACGAUGUAUGUAAAAAGUGGAUGAAGUACACAAUAGCGCUCCUUGGAGAGACACAAUCUGUCGGAGACAGGCGUGGACGAACAGCACAUUAGCAUUAAUUACAGACACACAAAAUGAGGUGUUCCAUUAGGGCUUAUGAGAAACACUUUGAACUAAAUUCCAGUAUUUAAGGCUCGGUUUUACGAUACUUCCAAUCUACUAUUGUGGUGUCUGAUUAGUAUAAUAUGGGACCUUUAAGACGAUGACUACGGGGUCUUUAUUUUUGGCAAUGAAACCCUCUUAAAACUAUCUGUCUCUUGCAUUCUAUUCAUUACUCUAGCCGCCGUUGACAGUGCGACAUUUAAAGUCGCAGGACCAAAAAAAAAAACCCCAAAAUAGGCAGCGGUUCUUUUUUCACCAUGCUACUUUACAUGUUGCUUAUCCACAGACAAAGAUCUCCUCAAGAUCCGCCUUAUACCCUCCUGCAGGUUUGAUGAAGGAGCUCGAGAAGAAGGAGCGUGUUCCGACAGGUCGGCAAACAGGUGGCGCCGGAGUGACUAGCGUGAGCAAAUACAGACUUGCUUGAGAUGAUUUUUAGAAUAUGGAAGUUGCACAAGAGGAAGGUAUUUGGUCCAAAACCAAAUCCACUCUGGGCUGCUUUCACAUGCUGACAGUGGCCACCAUGAGGCCUGUUAUGUUGCUUUGUCUCUGUCACUCACUAUCUCAACGAGUGCCUUGUGUUCAAAACCAAGUGUGUGUAUCAUUUGUAUCAUUUUUUUUAAAAAGCAUUAUUUUUAUUCUUUCUAUUUUGGGAACUGAAAUUGUAAUAAACUGACAACAGAUGUGAUUUUUGCAUCAGGGCCACGGUGACAUUUUUGACGAUGACAUACUGUCAAUAAAACACCAAA
Messenger RNA from Dunckerocampus dactyliophorus (ringed pipefish), 6120 nucleotides. Its product is annotated as zinc finger protein GLIS2-like. Gene Ontology annotation, biological process: regulation of transcription by RNA polymerase II; smoothened signaling pathway. Lineage: Eukaryota; Metazoa; Chordata; Actinopteri; Syngnathiformes; Syngnathidae. The transcript has 7 exons. The record is from RefSeq and is a predicted model, not a curated record. Gene Ontology annotation, molecular function: DNA-binding transcription factor activity, RNA polymerase II-specific; RNA polymerase II cis-regulatory region sequence-specific DNA binding. The coding region runs from base 368 to 1846 and encodes 492 amino acids. Gene Ontology annotation, cellular component: nucleus.